Molecule: messenger RNA, 1851 nt
Organism: Candoia aspera
Lineage: Eukaryota; Metazoa; Chordata; Lepidosauria; Squamata; Candoiidae
Gene: SET
Product: SET nuclear proto-oncogene
Exons: 8
Coding region: 92-925 (277 amino acids)
Biological process (GO): nucleosome assembly
Cellular component (GO): chromatin; nucleus
Molecular function (GO): chromatin binding; histone binding
Source: RefSeq, a predicted model, not a curated record
AGGAGGCGGGCGGCGGCGGCGGCAGCAGGAGCGGGGCCGGACCAGGCCGGUCUGAGGCGAGGCGAGGCUCCGCGCGCCCUCCUCCCUCAACAUGUCGGCGCCGGCGGCCAAAGUCACCAAGAAGGAGCUCAACUCCAACCACGACGGGGCCGACGAGAUCUCCGACAAAGAGCAACAGGAAGCAAUUGAACAUAUUGAUGAAGUACAGAAUGAAAUAGACAGACUGAAUGAACAAGCCAGUGAGGAAAUUUUGAAAGUAGAACAGAAAUACAACAAACUCCGCCAACCAUUCUUCCAGAAGAGGUCAGAAUUGAUCGCCAAAAUCCCCAACUUUUGGGUAACAACAUUUGUCAACCAUCCACAAGUAUCUGCACUGCUGGGGGAAGAAGAUGAGGAAGCACUGCAUUAUUUGAUCAGAGUCGAGGUGACGGAGUUUGAGGACAUCAAAUCAGGUUACAGAAUAGAUUUUUAUUUUGAUGAGAAUCCAUAUUUUGAAAACAAGAUGCUCUCCAAAGAGUUUCAUCUGAAUGAAAGCGGAGACCCGUCAUCCAAAUCCAGUGAAAUCAAAUGGAAAUCUGGGAAGGAUCUGACAAAGCGCUCUAGCCAGACGCAGAACAAGGCCAGCAGAAAGCGGCAGCACGAAGAGCCGGAAAGCUUCUUCACCUGGUUCACCGACCAUUCUGACGCGGGGGCCGACGAGCUGGGGGAGGUCAUCAAAGAUGACAUUUGGCCAAAUCCACUGCAGUACUACUUGGUACCCGAUAUGGAUGACGAAGAAGGUGAGGGAGAAGAGGACGACGACGACGACGAAGAGGAGGAGGGCUUGGAGGACAUUGAUGAGGAAGGUGAUGAAGAUGAGGGUGAGGAAGAUGAAGAUGAUGAUGAGGGAGAAGAAGGAGAGGAGGAUGAAGGGGAAGAUGACUGAACACUGACAGAUUCCAACCACGGUCUAUCCCUCCUUUUCCCUCCACCAGUCCCUGGGAGCAAAUUGCUGUCUUAUUCCCCCCCUCCCCCCCCAUCCACCCUUUUGUGCUCAGUCGCAUUGUUCUCCUGAGGUCUUUUUUUCCUCUCCUCUUCGCCAUGGUUCACAAAUAAUUUUGGAGAAAAUAUCUUGAGCAGAAUACAGUGGAAGAGAAUCUCGACCCAUUUCAAUUUUUUUAUCCCUGUUUUGAAAUGAAAAAAACAAACUGUCAAUGGCAUCAACACACUGUGUUCUGUGGGGAAGAACGAGAACCUCCUGCUCCUGUCUCGUCUGCUGGAAGCUGAGGAGUGCUAGGCCCCUGUGUGGUAGUGCAUAGAAUCUAGCUUUUUCCUUUCUCUGUAUAUUGGGUUCAGAGAUUACACUGUGUCUCUAUGUGAAUAUGGACAGUUAGCAUUUACCAACAUGUAUCUGUCUAUUUCUCUUGUUUAAAAAAAUGAAAAAGCUAAAAAAAAUGGGGUUAUAGACAGGGUAAGCAAGGGUGGGUUUCAGAUGUUGGGGUGGGUUAAAUGGGCAUUUUGACAAAACAUGGCUUCUUCUCCUUUUGGCAUGUUUAAUCGUGAUGUUUAACAAACAUCUUUGCAGUUUAAGAUGACACUUUAAAACAAAAAGAAAUAAUAAUAAAUUCUCUCCUAAUCAUUACAGUUGAGCCCUUCCACUUGAUGGAGAAUCAGCAGAACCUGUAGGAUCUUAUUUGGAAUUUACAUUCUCUACUGUAAUUUUGUUCCUUGUUUUGGGUUUUUUUUUUCCCCCCAACUUUAUUUUUUAUUUUUUGUUUUGUUUUUGUUUCACUGGAAAAAGAAAGAUGCUCAGUUUUAAACGUUAAAAGUGUACAAGUUGCUUUGUUACAAUAAAACUUAAUGUGUACACAA